This is a messenger RNA of Myodes glareolus (Bank vole), 1579 nucleotides long. The record is from RefSeq and is a predicted model, not a curated record. Lineage: Eukaryota; Metazoa; Chordata; Mammalia; Rodentia; Cricetidae.
AGCUGCUGCAGGAAUCCGGGCCUAGUCUUCGAGAAGUCGGUGUGCAGCCUUCCGCACAGCCGUGGCCUAGAGCCGCACCCCAAUCCCGAAGCCUGUGGCCGUUCCUGCUCCCCGGGCCUGCUCACGACAAGUCAGCAAAAAAACUGCAGGGCACUGCCCGCAAGGUCGAGACGAAAAUUCGCGUUUUCUCGCACCAUGGAGCGAAACUAGCCUAGCCCCUCUCGGACCGCAACUCUCGAGGCACCGCCCAGCGCAGCUUUAGCUAUGCCGAUUGGUCUUAGGCUCCAUCUAUCAAGACUCAGUAACCAAUCACAAGGGAGAAGAGGCGGGCGCGCCUCCCGCGGACCAAGGGUUGUAAAAAGUUGUAGAUACUGAACAAACGACCUCUGGGAUUGACUCUGUGAACCGAAUACAAGCCAGCCACAGUCAGGCGUCGGCCUGUGGCGGGUGAAAGAGUCCCGGUACUUAGGGACGUAGACGACUCGGGUUUCGGCUACUCCUGCCUGCAGUCCUCAGUGGGGUACAAUCUGUGUCCCGCCGGCCACGCCCCGCGCUUCCUCAUUGGCUUCUUCAGGCACGUGGUAGGGUGGUCCCGCCUUCGGGUGGCCUGAGAGGCGGCACGCAAAACCGCAUGGACAGCUUGGCGCCGGGCCGAUGGAGACGACGAAGGAUCGAGGAGCUGCCGGCCGCAGGGGACGCGAAACGGGCAUGCAGGAGGUCAGAGGCUGGUGGCCAUGAAUACACCAGCCACAUGGUAAGCACCUGUGCCCUGCUGUCCUGGAGCACAGAAGACCAGGAGCCACGGCCCCGAGGCCCGCCUGCACCGCGACCAGAGUGUGGCCAGGAGAGGCCGAGCUCAGUGAGUCUGCAGAACGGUGGAAGGAGCUCAGCCCAGCCUUGCCUGAGAUGUAUUGCGGGGGAGUCUGGCCAUUUUAACCAUACCGUGAAUCAUUAGAAGAUGCAAACGGGAAGAAGGAAGAUUCCAGUUGGGUUUGAUCCCCCAUGUGACAGCCAGUGAGAUCCCUUCCAGCUGACCUGCGUGUCCACCUGAUGGCCAGUGUAAAUCCCUUCCAGCUGACCUGGGUGUCCACCUGACAGUCAGUGCAAAUCCCUUCCAGCUAACCUGGGUGCCCAUCUGAUGGCCAGUGCAAAUCCCUUCCAGCUGACCUGGGUGUCCACUUGUUCAGAUGACAGCCAGGGCUUCCUACAGGGGUUGUUUGCCUCUCAGGCAACCCCAUUCCCUCUGCAGAAAGCCAGAGUGUGGUGGCUUAUUGCAGCCUCUUUUAUAAUGUGUUUGACUGAAGAGGAAAUCAUCUAGAAGUCAACCAAUUCCGUAUCAAGAUGCCCAGGGGUUUUGGAGCCUCAUAACUCCCUGCCUUUGGACUUUGGGGUUGUUCUGGACAUAACCGGGGCUGUUCACAUACUCUUUUUAAUUAAAAAAACUUAUUUUUAUAUUUAAAAUGUUCUAUAAUCUUGAAGUGAAUUUUACUAAUUGUUAAUAUCCCAUCAAGCUGUGUAAUUCUCCAACUUUAGUUAUGAGGGACAGAACCCCAUUGAUAUUAAAAUGGGAUUGUGGACA